UUGACCGUAAUAGACGUGAAACUGAGUUUUUGUAUCAUUACUCAGUGUUUCCGUUAGUGUCGUGUUACUGCUAUUAAUAUUAUAGUUUUGUAAUCCAUAAAUCAGCUGCACUUUUCUGUUUUCAAAAAAUGUGAAACUUUGAAAAUGGCAUUAGCCACAUGGGGAUUUGGAGCAGCAGCUGCAAUUGCAGGAGUUGCUGUAUUUUGUAACCUUCCUGCACAUUGGUUACUUCCAGCAGAAAAAGUAACUUACCAGUUUCUUGCUAAUGCUCAUUUGAAGAGACAAGAUGAACCAGGAGAAGAAUUUAAGGCUUCACAACUUUGGGCAAAUAAUGGUGCUGUUAUAAUGGCUGUUCGACGACCAGGAUGAUCUUUGUGCAGGGAGGAAGCUUCUAUGCUCUCCUCCCUGAAACCUGAACUGGAUAACCUUGGUUUGUCUCUCUAUGCUGUUGUUCAUGAGAAUUUGGGUGUCAAGGAGUUCCAACCAUUUUUUAAGGGUGAAAUAUUUUUAGAUGUUGAAAGGAGGUUUUAUGGACCUAAAGAAAGAAGAACCUUGAUCAUGGGAUUGUUGAGAAUUGGAGUGUGGUACAACUUGUAUAGGGCUUACCAAAAAGGCUUCUCAGGUAACUUGGAGGGAGAUGGGACAUUGUUGGGAGGUGUUUUUGUGCUUGGUCCAGGAAACACUGGGAUUCUUUAUGAACACAAGGAAAUGGAGUUUGGUGAUAUCGCUAACAUGACUGAAGUUAUUGAAGCUGCUAAGAGAAUCAAACCAAGCUACCAGUAAACAGGAUAUCUUUUUUUUUUCUAUGAAAUUACAUUCAACUAAAAAAUUAGUAACUUUUAGAAUAUUAUUAAGUUUGAUGUAAAUGUUAUAUUAUCAAUGUUUAGCAAUAUUUCAUUUUCCAAAAUAGCUAAGGUUGGGAUUGAUUUAGUUUGAAACCUAAAAAAAAAAUUUUUUGAACAAUGAGAGCUACACAUUGAUUUCAUUGAUGAUUGUGUGUGUCAAAAUAUAUUUUUAAUUAAUUAGACAACCCUUGAAAUUUCUUAUAGUAAUGCUUCAACUAUCCUUCUGUAGCCAUCAUCAGGCUUAAUAUAAACUCUUACACUUUUAAAUAUAACUAUAUGAAUCACGAAUCAUGUCUGUUUACAUAGCAGUAUGAUCUCAACAGUGUCAAAGAAAAUGUGUUGCUCUAUUGUUAUGAUAAAAAUACAGUAGUUUCAAGGAACCAGCAUAAGAAAGCUUAAAUUCAUGUGAUUGAUAUUUGCACUAAAUUAAAACAAAAAUUACACAAAAAUUAAAGAGAAGUAAUUAUCGCUGUGUGUUGUUAAAAAUUAAAAAUAGCUAAAAUGGGAUACAAAAAAUACAUUAUAUUUUUUUCUAUACCAUUUUAGCCAUUUUUCAUUUGUAAAGCAUGUGAAAUACUUCCAACAUUUACAGUCUUUUGUGUUUAUCAUUCCUUCAGUGGUUUAAUUUUGUAUCACUGAACUCAUAUUAACUUUUAAAGCAAUCAAGAUGUUCUUAAUUUUUUCUACUAAUUCAAUGUAAAUAUACUGUUUCACCACUGCAAAAUUUGGAGUAUAGUUUAUUGUAGUAAACGCAAAUAUAGUCGUCAUCUUUCUGAGACACAGCACUGGUAUCUGAGUCUUCUAUGCCUGGAUCAUUGUCAUAUGUCCAAUAAUGUGCCACUUUUUUAUUUUUUGCAGGUGAAGCUUUGGUUACUGUUUUCUUUGCUUUUUGGAUUUUCCUUUGCUUGUUUAUCUUGUUUUAUAUGAAAUUCACUUGCAAUUCACAUUUAUAUGGACUGCUGGUUAGAAUCAGUCUUUUUCUUUCUUUAUCCUACCUUUUAUUUUUGAACAAGAAGUUUGUUUUAGAUAGAGCACAAUGUUAAGAAGUAUUAUAUCCAUUUAUAGAAUAUAUUAGGUUUUGUUUGUCCCACACUGAUUGAGCUAGUGGUAGCAUGUGCUGCAAUAAGAUGAGUAUUGUGUUAUUUCUUCCUGUAGAAUUUACUAAGUAACUGAAGAGACAUUGCUAAACCUUUAGCUACAUGUAACAAUUUUUUAUACAUUCAAUUCUAUUUGUAAAAUGUUUGAAUGAGCUAAAACUUCAAGUGAAAUUCUCAUCAUGGAUAAUCAGUUUCUAUUUUUAUAUAUAUAUAUAUCCACAGUAUCUCAAACUUAAUUUGUAUUUCGACUAGAUUAGAUGCACAUCACUUGAAUGACAGAUUGUGUGUUAAAAAGUAUUUGUACUUUCACACUAUCUUGAGUAAUCAGUGACUUGUGUUCCUCUACAAGGAAAGAUACGAAACUACUAUUUAAAUUUUGAUAUAAACCUAUAGAUACAGAUAUGCUCAUUCUAAGAGUUGUACACUAUUUUCUAUUAAUUAAAGAUGAUUGAUAAUACUAAACAA
Messenger RNA from Limulus polyphemus (Atlantic horseshoe crab), 2407 nucleotides. Its product is annotated as redox-regulatory protein FAM213A-like. Lineage: Eukaryota; Metazoa; Arthropoda; Merostomata; Xiphosura; Limulidae. The record is from RefSeq and is a predicted model, not a curated record. The transcript has 6 exons. The coding region runs from base 394 to 783 and encodes 129 amino acids.